UGCACAUUGCCGUUGUCUUUGUCUCUCGUGUGUGCGCCAUGAGCGCGUGUGUAUAAUAAUAUAUUAUAAUAAUAAUAAUAAUAUAUGUGCGUCGUCAAACCACCACCGUUGUGGCCUUUUUGCGUCCAACAAUUAUACGUAAUAAUUUCCGGCGAUUAAAACGGUUCCGAUUUUCGUCGUGUGUUUCUUCCACUCUCCGUCCUAUACCACUCGUGAUCUAGAAACCGUUUGGACUACCUUCCUGUGAUCAAUUCUAGACGGUAAUACGUGACGUGUUCGGCUCCGGAGUGAUGACUUGAUUACCCACGAGGGGCUUUUCGCUUUUCGCGUUCGUUUUUUUUUUUCGUUUAAAAACAUAUCUUUAUUUUUUUGCAAACGAUCGGUGUGUUGUAUUAUUGUUAUUUUUUUUCUUUGGAAUUUUAAGUUUUUAUUUCUUUUCGUCGAAAAACAUCGGGUAGGUCGCGUGCGACAUGAAGACGACUGUGCUCGUGAUAUGCGUACUCGGGUGUUUGCUGAUCGUCACGGCUCGCGCCUCCGUGGACAGCGGUAGCGGUAGCAGAGGAGCGCCCAACGAGGCGUCCGUGACCAUCGUCGACGAUGAAAAAGCUAUGACGUGAGGACGGAUCCUGUGAAAUCAGUAGCACCCAACCCCAAGACACCGAACGGUCCACAGCAAAAGUCAGCCGCAGCCGUGAGCCCCCAUCGGCAUGAUGACAAGACGUUGAACGACCGGGCUUACUUUCGCGUCACUUCGCAACCGGCCGCGCUAAUCGUGCAGGACAUUGGCGACAAGGACGCAGCCAUAUACAAGUGUCGGGUCGAUUUCAAAAAGUCACCCACCCGAAACUCCAAUGUCAAUUUGACUGUUAUACUACCCCCGGACCGGCUGAGCGUGCUGAACGAAAAAGGUGAUCACAUACCACAUUAUAUACUUGGGCCGUACAAGGAAGGUGUGACGGUCGAUAUCACGUGCAUCGCAAGUGGAGGACGUCCGCCGCCCCGAGUCACCUGGUGGCAAGAGAACGCGCUAAUUGAUGAGACGUUCGAAACGUUACCGGACCGGAAGGUGAGAAACGUGUUGCGCUUAGAACGACUUGAACGUCGCCAUCUCAGCACCGUGUUCACUUGUCAGGCAUCCAACAAUCACAUGGUGCCUCCCAUAUCGAGCUCCGUCUCAUUGGAUAUGAUACUUCGACCAUUAUCGAUCAAAUUGGUCGGAGAAAAUCGUCCACUAUCUGCAGACUCGCCUGUUAACAUAAGUUGUCGAGUUACAGGUGCCAAACCACCGCCAAUCAUCACCUGGUGGAAAGAUGCUACUCAAAUGACAGAUGCUAAACAAAUAACAAGUUCGGAUGGUAACAUAACUACGAGUGUGCUGACGUUUACGCCGACGAUCAAAGACUCGGACAACACACUAAGCUGUCGUGCAGAAAGUGGCAAACCGGAUACCGUCAACAAUAGACACAGCAAAACGGACGGUCGCCAAUACCAAUCGGUCGACGUCGAUUCUUCUGACGGAUGGAAAAUGAACAUAUGUCACGUACCAGUUGUUAACCUUGAGCUUGGGAGCAAUAUCAACGGCAGCGCUAUACAAGAGGGCAUGGACGUGUACUUUGAAUGUAAUAUCAAAUCCAAUCCGUGGGUAUACAGAGUGACAUGGAGACACAACGGAAAGUUACUGAACAAUAACCCGGCCGCUGGUACGAUAGUCAGCAAUCAGAGUCUGGUCUUGCAAAAAGUGUCCCGGAGCCGUGCUGGCAUUUACACGUGCGUCGGUAGCAAUCAAGAGGGCGACGGUGAGAGCAAUUCAGUUCCGUUGGAUAUUAAAUUCGCUCCAGUAUGUCGUCCUGGACAAGAAACGGUGCAAGGGGUGGGCAGACGCGAAGCUGCCAAAGUGCUGUGUGAGGUAGAGGCUAACCCGUCGGAUAACGUUCGAUACACGUGGCGUUUCAACAACUCUCGAGAAACGGUUGACUUGGAUCGUGACCGUUACACAGAGGAGGGACCGCGGAGCACUGCUGCGUACACGCCACUGACGCCACUCGAUUACGGGACACUUAUGUGUUGGGCGAGCAACGAGUUCGGCAAACAAAUAGUGCCAUGCGUAUACCAAGUGAUAGCAGCCGGACGUCCGGAUAGCUUGGAAAACUGCUCGGUAGUAAACCAGACGUCGGCGUCGCUGGUGGUCCGGUGCCAGCCCGGUUUCGACGGCGGCCUCAGCCAGAGGUUCGUCAUGGAGGUAUACGACCGUCACGGACAGUCGCUGGCUGGCAACGUGACGGCCGAUCAACCCGCGUUCACCGUCGGAAGUUUGCCGUCUGGUCUAGGAUUCGACAUCAGCGUCUACGCAUACAACAGCCGCGGACCGUCCGACCCCGUCCAGCUCCACGCCUACACCCUCAAGUCGGCCGAGAAACGCACGGCUGUCACACCUUCGGGAUUUCGUUUUUCGCCCAUGCUAGCCGUGAUCGUCGUCGGCUGCGUCGCAUCCGUCGUGUCGAUCGCGUGUAUCGUGGCCGUGGCCGUAGCUGUGCAGCGGAAGCGGGCUAGGCGCCGUCGCCGCGAACGGUCAAACGACGACUCUAAAACGGCCAUCGAGGGCGUUGACGGAACUGGAACAGGAACAACAGCUGGAACCGGAAUCAGUGAUAACGGCGGAGUCGUUGGUGGCGGCACAGGAGGAGGAAACGAUGGUGGUAUAGGCGGAGGCGACGGUGGAGAUCGUCAUCACCAACGAGCAGAUACCGUCGACGACGGACUCGAAAAAAAUCCUGACAUCAUCCCACACGACAACGAUUACUUAGACGAAGAUGAAAAGGCAUUUGAACGGUUAAACAGUGGCAGAAUAUACUCUUCACGAAUGGUCGACGCAGAAACAUGUAAACAACAAGUUCGCGGACUUAUGCCGCCACCUCCACCGAUGACACCUCAACAGCAGAUCUAUUCUUCGGACAUUGUCAACGGUUCUCCUUCGGCCGGCGUUGUGUACCCAAACCUGAUGUGCCCUACGCCGCCGCCGCAGCUGUUGCUCCAUCAACACUAUCAGCAACAACAAUUACAGCAGCAACAGCAGCCCGCCGCCGCACUGCACCACCUCCGGCACAACGGCGGCGGACCUCAGCACGUGCAAUACGUGCAGGUCGACCACCAGAACCAGUUCGCCAGCCACCCACACCAGCACCACCAUCUGCACCAUCAUCCCCUGCAGCCGCCGCACUACCAGCCGGUCCCGCAGGCCCGUACCAUGACUCUUGGCCGAUACCACAACAACCACAAACACGGCCACAACCAACAGCAAGAUCGGUCCGCCGAGAUACCUCUGUUGUUGGCCGCCCAACCUGGGCUCCAACACCAUCAUCAGCUUCACCAGCGCGAGAGCACGACCGACUUGACAGUGGACCAACAGCUACAGCAGAGAGGCGUUGGCGGUCCAGUUUUCGGCAAACCACCGCCAUCGACUGCACCGUUGCAACAGCAGCAGCAGCAGCAGCAGCAGAUCAUCGCAGCCACGCGGUUCUGACAAACGGACUUCGAGCCGAUUCCCGAGGACGAUUUGGUCAUGUUGUGAACUCGCUCCCAGACAACCCUCCCCCCUCCACCACAAGACGACGACGACCACAACUGCAACUGACCGUAUAUUGAAUAUAUAGGUACAUAUUAUACGGACCACGGACAU
Molecule: messenger RNA, 3676 nt
Organism: Melanaphis sacchari
Lineage: Eukaryota; Metazoa; Arthropoda; Insecta; Hemiptera; Aphididae
Product: nephrin-like
Molecular function (GO): protein binding
Source: RefSeq, a predicted model, not a curated record